AUGGCUGGCUGCUGCUGUGCCAAGCCACCGCCACCCUAUUCGUCGUCGCGUAUUCAUCGGGCCGCCGCUGUGCCAAGCAGCCGCCACUACUACUCGCCGCUGACGUAUUCAUCGGGCCGCCGCUGUGCCAAAGCUGCCGCCACUACUAGUCGUCACCUGCGUAUUCAUCGGGCUGCCGCUGUGCCAAAGCCGCCGCCACCCUAUUCAUCAUCGCAUAUUCAUCGGGCCGCCGCUGUGCCAAAGCUGCCGCCAUACUACUCGCCGCUGACAUAUUCAUCGGGCCGCCGCUGUGCCAAGCUGCCGCCACUACUACUCGCCGCUGACGUAUUCAUCGGGCCGCCGCUGUGCCAAGCUGCCGCCACUACUACUCGCCACUGACGUAAUCAUCGGGCUGCCGCUGCGUCAAAGCCGC
Molecule: messenger RNA, 412 nt
Organism: Musca vetustissima
Lineage: Eukaryota; Metazoa; Arthropoda; Insecta; Diptera; Muscidae
Exons: 3
Coding region: 1-378 (125 amino acids)
Source: RefSeq, a predicted model, not a curated record